AUGGUGCGGAGAUGUCGAGCCUGCUUGGUAGACUACGAACAUACUUCGAGCGCUUGUCAAGCCAGUCCCCUAGCCUUGGUUCCGAGCCACUGGCUGGACACGAGGGAAACUGUACGGCGGACACCGGAUACUGUAACCGAUCGCGGCGGACUGACGAAAAGAGGCCACGGCGCCUACUCGCAUUUCUCCGCGACGGCUCCAGAACGGGUUGAGCUGUUCACUCAACUUUCGAAAAGCGAUAACGUGGAGCAGAGCGGCGAAGCGGUGAAGCCUCCGGACAAGCAUCACAAGAUGAACACUGACAUACGGACGACGGAAUUUAACGUUCUGCACAUGGAAGUGGAAACUUUGAGGUGGCAACUGGCCCAGACUGAGGCGAACAGACAGAUGCACAUAGCUUUACUUAAGCAGAUAGUGACUUUCCUGAACAGAGUGAAGCAGCACUUUGAGGGACAGAGGGACGAGGAGGUGACGCGGAAGAACGUCCCCAGCAGGGCACUCGCCAGGUCCCUCAACUUCAACGACAUCCCACGGUCCCGUUCUGUGUUGCACGUCAACAAAAAUAUCGAAUACGCCAUAACGCCCACCAAGAAAAUGAGCACAAGGAAGAUCAGCAAGUCGAUUUGCAAUGUAAACGGAUACAAAGAUUGCAACAGCCAUUGGAAUAAAUCGAAACUAUCCCUCGUGUCCGAACACGAAACUUCUAUAAAGAUAAGUGAGGAAAUGUCUAGACUGAUCACUCUUGCCAACACGGUUCUCAGCACCAAACUGCCCGACCUCGCGUGUACGUGUGUCGAUAAAGUCAAUGAUUCAGAAGCCAGGUCCGUGGACAGUGGUGUAGAAAGACCUCUCUCAUUAAACCUGUCUACCCUUACGAUAAGUUUUGAGAAAGAAGAAUUGCGUAAUUCCAUAGUUGACGAUCUGAGGCCUUAUAACGGGGUAACGGACAAACUGGUUCAACACGAUGGCCCGAAUUGCGACAAGCGUUCAGCGUCCCCUCCGGCCAAUCCCAGCGAGCUGAAGCAGACACCCGUUGAUAUAGACAUCCUCGACGGUGAGCCUAAAAGGGGGAAGGGGUCGCCCAACACUAAAGUGUCGCUUGCGAUUGACAAAUUGAACGACUACAACGCCGUGUCUAACUUUGUAGAGGACGAAAGCGGAUUCUCAUCUAUGAGCUCAUUCCAGGAGAUCGGAAUACCGAUUAUAAGCAUCAUUCCACCGUCACCGAGCAAGGAGAUCGGCUGUUUGGAGAAUUCCACCGUGUCCGAGGGUACUGAGAAGUGGAAGGCCGACGCGAUAGAACUAGACAAGCACAGCGUCAGAGUUUUCUGGGUC
This is a messenger RNA of Iphiclides podalirius (scarce swallowtail), 1335 nucleotides long. Lineage: Eukaryota; Metazoa; Arthropoda; Insecta; Lepidoptera; Papilionidae. The record is from the annotation of a GenBank genome assembly.